Molecule: messenger RNA, 906 nt
Organism: Mobula hypostoma (lesser devil ray)
Lineage: Eukaryota; Metazoa; Chordata; Chondrichthyes; Myliobatiformes; Myliobatidae
Gene: ubl5
Product: ubiquitin like 5
Exons: 5
Coding region: 99-320 (73 amino acids)
Biological process (GO): protein modification process; mRNA splicing, via spliceosome
Cellular component (GO): nucleus; cytoplasm
Molecular function (GO): protein binding; protein tag activity
Source: RefSeq, a predicted model, not a curated record
AGUUGAUUGGCUAAUUCCAUCAGCCAAAGGUGUGGUUACUGGAGAUUCGCGGCCUGGUCGUCGUUGCUACGUGAAGUGGAGCCUGAGUGGAAAUAAAAAUGAUUGAGAUCAUUUGCAAUGACCGUUUGGGAAAGAAGGUUCGCGUUAAGUGCAAUCCUGAUGAUACCAUACAAGAUCUGAAGAAGUUAAUUGCUGCACAAACUGGAACAAAAUGGGACAAGCUGGUCUUGAAGAAAUGGUACACCAUUUUCAAGAAUCACGUUCAGUUAGAGGAUUAUGAGAUCCACGAUGGAAUGAACUUGGAGCUUUAUUAUCAGUGAAGUGUAUUCCAGCCUGAGAAGUUUGCCACAAAUAACAGCUUGCGGGGAAAUAAGCUUAUGGCUUCAGAAUGAACACUUGUGCUUUUCUGAACAUUACUUAUUUUUCUUUAGUUUGGAGAAAUUUCUUUGUAUUUCAGAAUACUUGAUUUCUUUGUCCAAUACAAGAUGCUUUUAAUUUCCGGUGUUUAUUAGCAAAUAAAAGUGUCAAUCUGUGUAAUUACAUGCGUAUCUAUUCCUUCCCAUUCUGACCAUAAUCUCUUCCACUUAGCGCACAGUAUUAGACUGGAUUUUGCCUUGAGUAUGCUGCUAAAUGAGAGUCUUGCAGUUGCUACAGUUUCCGUUCAUUUUAAAAUACAAGAAUCGCCAACAAUCUAACUAAUUCAGGAGAUUGAAGCUUUGCAUGAUUUUUGAAGUUUAGAAUCUCAUGUCUGAUUUAACAAAGGUUGGAGGAGGAUAUUUCAUUGCAUACGCCCCCACCCCGUCUCUGCAGAUGCAAGUUCAUUAACUAGUUUGCAUUGUAGCCGGGUAUCAGAAAACCAGUUCUGUGUCACAUGUUUGAAUGGAAUUAAAGUGGAAAUGUGCUUUA